Messenger RNA from Clarias gariepinus (North African catfish), 668 nucleotides. RefSeq names its product replication protein A3 (gene rpa3). Gene Ontology annotation, molecular function: damaged DNA binding; single-stranded DNA binding. The record is from RefSeq and is a predicted model, not a curated record. Gene Ontology annotation, cellular component: site of double-strand break; DNA replication factor A complex; nucleus. Bases 141 to 509 code for a protein of 122 amino acids. NCBI's taxonomy places the organism in Eukaryota, Metazoa, Chordata, Actinopteri, Siluriformes, Clariidae. The transcript has 4 exons. Gene Ontology annotation, biological process: mismatch repair; base-excision repair; DNA replication.
ACGGAAGCAGACGCUGCAGUGAAAAGGGAAAUACGUCACAGCACACAUUUUUCGCGCGAUUCCUUUCUUCACUCCUGCACCGGAGAACAAGUUUCACAGCAUACACAAGUUUAAAACUGUAAAAAACUUAUUUAAAAAAAAUGUCGGGUGUGUUCGAGUCUCCGAAAACCAGGAUAAACGUGUCGAUGCUCUCUCAGUACGUCAGCAAACCCGUGUGUUUCACUGGGCGCGUGCAGAAGGUCCAUCCAAGUGGCAAAUCAUUCACAAUGACAGACGGAGAGGGAAAGAGCGCAUCCGUGGAACUUAACAAUCCACUGGAAGAAGAGCUGAGCGGAAUAGUGGAAGUCAUCGGAAUGGUCUCGAAUAAAGGGACCAUCAUGGCUGCGGCGUACAACGUCUUCCGGGAGGAGAAAGGAAUUUCAUUUGAUUUGGAGCUGUAUAACGAGGCCCUAAAAGUCCUUCACGAUUUCCCUCAGUAUUACCCGUUCGAGGUGUCGUCAAGCCGAUAAAGCAGAUCAACACCCUGCAUUGUGUGUUUCUGUGUUUUGUGUUUCCCCCCUCGUUUAUCGUGUCCCCACUUAUCGUUCCCUUGUAAAUAAUCCAAAGCAGCUGAUCGCCAAAAGCUGGCGAUUUUUGUUACUUAAAGAAAUAAAAAGUCUUUUCGAGGA